This is a messenger RNA of Pogona vitticeps (central bearded dragon), 3902 nucleotides long. It is a transcript of the gene FCHO2, whose product is annotated as FCH and mu domain containing endocytic adaptor 2. The record is from RefSeq and is a predicted model, not a curated record. Gene Ontology annotation, biological process: synaptic vesicle endocytosis; clathrin-dependent endocytosis; clathrin coat assembly. Lineage: Eukaryota; Metazoa; Chordata; Lepidosauria; Squamata; Agamidae. Gene Ontology annotation, cellular component: clathrin-coated vesicle; plasma membrane; clathrin-coated pit.
UUGGCCGGCAUUCGGGCGCAUGCGCUUUGGCGGCGUCCCGGGUCGGCGCUGUGAAAAGUUGGGGCAAAAGGAGUGGUGGUGCGACCGGGCGGGGAAGGGCGGCGUUCGGAGGCGGUUUCCUCUUUCGGGAGGGGGGGGGACCCGGGGCUGGCGGCGGCAGAGGCAGAGCCGAGACCGGACCGAGGCAGGCAGCGCGAUGGUCAUGGCGUACUUCGUGGAGAACUUCUGGGGAGAAAGGAACAAUGGUUUUGAUGUCCUCUAUCAUAAUAUGAAACAUGGGCAUGUAUCUACAAAAGAACUAGCAGAUUUUAUAAGAGAAAGGGCUGCAAUAGAAGAGACCUAUUCAAGAUCUAUGAUGAAGCUAUCAAAAUCAGCAAGUAAUUGUUCACAGGUUGGGACGUUUUCACCAGUCUGGGAUGUUUUCAAAUCAUCAACAGAAAAAUUAGCAAGCUGUCACUUAGAACUUGUUCGAAAAUUGCAAGAACUAAUAAAAGAAGUGCAGAAAUACGGUGAUGAACAGAUCAAAGCUCAUAAAAAGACUAAGGAAGAAGUUUCAGGAACUUUGGAAGCAGUGCAAAACAUCCAGAGUAUUACCCAAGCUCUCCAAAAAUCAAAAGAAAACUACAAUUCAAAAUGUGUGGAACAAGAGCGUUUAAAAAAGGAGGGUGCAACACAGAGAGAAAUAGAUAAGGCAGCUGUAAAAUCCAAGAAAGCUACUGAUACAUACAGAUUAUAUGUAGAAAAGUAUGCUACAGCAAAAUCUGAUUUUGAACAAAAAAUGACUGAAACUGCACAGAAAUUUCAAGAUAUUGAAGAAAUGCAUCUUUUCCACAUGAAAGAAAUUAUAGAGAGCUUUUCAAAUACAGUAAAAGAAGUUCAUUUGCAAAUUGGUGAGGUCCAUGAAGAAUUUAUAAAUAACAUGGCAAACACAACAGUUGAAAGUUUGAUACAAAAAUUUGCUGACUCAAAAGGCACAGGCAAGGAGAAACCCGGUCUCAUUGAAUUUGAAGAAUGUAAUACAGCCAGUGCAGUUGAAGGAAUAAAGCCAAAAAAAAGAAAACCUUUUGGGUUACCGGCAAUUAUUAAGAAGGAAAAAGAUGCAGAAUCUGUGGAAUGUCCAGAUGCAGAUUCAGUGAAUAUUCCAGAUGUAGAUGCUGAUGGAUAUAGCAUUAAACCAGAAGCUAUUCAUAGUGCCAAAGAGAACCAUUUCUAUUCAUCAAGUGAGUCUGACUCUGAAGAUGAUGAACCAAGGAAAUUCCAUGUGGAAAUCAAACCUGUACAGCCAAAUAGUAGCUCUCAUUAUACAGUGCCUUCGCUGGAUGAAUUAAAAGAAUCAAUAGGAAACAUCACACUUUCACCAGCUAUAUCUAGACACAGUCCUGCACAAAUGAACCGGAAUUCAUCCAGUGAAGAAUUAACAAAAUCAAAGCUUUCUGGUUCAUCUACAGAGAAGGGGAACAAUGACUUCCUGGCAUGGGAUCCACUCUUUAGAAAUUCUGGUGACUCAUCUUCUUUGACCUCAACAGUAUCUUCAUCUUCCUCAGCAAGACCAUCAACCCCUCUUUCUGUAGGUACCUUAGUACCUCCCCCAAGACCAGCUCCCAGACCAAAGUUGCCUACAGGAAAACUCAGCGGAGUUCCAAGGCCAUUCAGCCCUCCUUUGGCCUCCAGUUCCAGCCCACCUCCUUCAGCUCCUUUGGCACGUGCAGAAAGCUCCUCUUCAAUAUCAUCUUCUGCUUCAUUCAAUGCAGCAAAUACACCCACAAUUGGAAUUUCACGUGGCCCUAGCCCUGUCAGCCUUGGAAACCAGGACAUAUUGCCUGUUGCAGUGGCCCUGACAGAGUCUGUUAAUGCCUAUUUCAAAGGAGCAGAUCCUACAAAAUGUAUUGUGAAGAUCACUGGUGAUAUGACUGUAUCAUUCCCAAGUGGGAUUAUUAAAAUCUUCACCAGCAAUCCAUCCCCAGCUGUGCUGUGCUUCAGGGUAAAAAACACAAGCAAACUAGAGCAGAUUCUUCCAAAUUCACACCUUGUGUACAGUGAUCCAUCACAAAGUGAUUCUAAUGCAAAGGAUUUUUGGAUGGACAUGCAAGCUGUCACACUCUACCUCAAGAAGCUAUCAGAACAGAAUCCAUCUGCCUCUUAUUAUAAUGUGGAUGUUCUGAAGUAUCAGGUUUCUUCAAACGGCAUCCAGUCAACACCUCUGAAUCUUGCCACAUACUGGAAGUGCAAUGCUACCACUACUGAUGUGAGAGUUGAUUACAAAUACAACCCAGAAUCUAUGGCAGUGCCAAGUAUGCUGUCCAAUAUACAAGUCAUGGUACCAGUUGAUGGAGGUGUAAUAAAUAUGCAGUCACUUCCACCAGCAAAAUGGAAUUCAGAACAAAUGAAAGCAUUUUGGAAAUUAUCUGGUAUUUCAGAAAAAUCAGAAAAUGGAGGGUCUGGUUCUCUUAGAGCCAAAUUUGAUCUUUCAGAAGGACCCAGUAAACCAGCAACACUUGCAGUGCAAUUUAUCAGUGAGGGAAGCACUCUUUCAGGGGUAGAUGUUGAACUAGUAGGCACUGGCUAUCGACUUUCCCUAAUUAAAAAGAGGUUUGCCACAGGACGGUAUAUGGCAGAUUAUUGACGAAUCUACGAAGAAAAAUACUUAGUUCAGUGAAUAGGAGUUGAUUAUUUUAUGAAUUUCCCGACACUAUUUUAACAUGCAUUAAAUUUCAAAAAUAUGUUGCUUAGGUCUUACACCCAACAAAGUGAUUUGCACUUUGAAAAAUAAAUCAUUUUAAAAUAUUCUUUUAUUUUAUAAUAGUAUUGAAGUAAAUUCCAACACUAUCUAUUGAAGAUUGACUACAAUAUUGGGAAGCAAGAUUUAAAUACUUAUUACUAAUGUAGCCUCAGAGUCAAAAUAGAAAUAAUGUGUACUGUUUAAAAGGUGAGGUGCUUUAUGACUCCAUAAAGAAACACAACAUAUAUUUUAGCUUGCUAUAAAUAUUACUCAGCUAUAAUUGUUUCAGUUUUUAUUAUUGCCAUUCCAUAAGCAAACAGUGGCAAAAUAAUUUUUAUUUCCUUUGUGUAUAUUCUCGUGCCAUAACUUACUACAGAUACCUGUAAAAUAAUUUGAUUUCCAUAUUCCAUACAUAAUUAAUUGUACAUUGUUUUAUAAAAGAGUUUUUUAAUGUAAAGUGCAAUUUUAAAAAAUGCAAUGGGCACACAGAGAUAUUUACUUCUGCCAUUACUUAACUUUAUGGAAGUUGUAAUUUUAAUUAAUGCUGUAGAUUAAUUUAUUUUUAUAUGGAGUGUAACAUUUGUGCCUUUGUAAAGCUGUGCCUGUCAAAACUGUUUAUGUGCCUCUUACUCCUUUUUUUCAGUGUCAAUAUCUUACAAUAAACACAGCAUUAUUUCUGUGUACAAUAUGAAACUACAUACUUCCCUAGGCAAGGAUUUAGAAGGGAAACAUACCAUAACUACAAUAUAGCCUUUUAAAAUAUUAAUUGACUUCCUUCUGGGUUAAUUGCAAUAAAUACAGCCACUGUAAAGGGAACUUCUUGGCUUUGUUAGAAUCACAGGAAAAAAUUAAAUUCAGUAUCACCAAAGAUCUGUAAAAUCCUGGUAUAUUAAAGUUUUAAUUUAUAAAUUACAUUUAUAAAUUAAUUAUUUAAAUGUUAAGAUGAGUCUGCAAUCUCUGCUAUAUUUUAAACACUCUGGCAUAUAGUGGCUCUAAACAGUAAAUGAACCAACCAAUUGCAGUAAUUGUAAUACAUAUUACAAUUUUUAAUGCUUAUGUGCUAUGGUAUUACAGCCUUAUGAAAAUCAAAAGUUGUGGGGUUCAUUGAAUUUUCUAAGUCAUCAAAUGGAUGGAGAUGAGAUCUCAAAAUCUAAGAAAAGCAUAUAAAAACACAUUUAAAAAA